Danio rerio (zebrafish) is the source of this 1661-nucleotide messenger RNA. RefSeq names its product GATA binding protein 1a (gene gata1a). Gene Ontology annotation, molecular function: DNA-binding transcription factor activity, RNA polymerase II-specific; sequence-specific DNA binding; DNA-binding transcription factor activity. Gene Ontology annotation, cellular component: nucleus. Gene Ontology annotation, biological process: regulation of transcription by RNA polymerase II; regulation of DNA-templated transcription. The record is from RefSeq and is marked validated. Lineage: Eukaryota; Metazoa; Chordata; Actinopteri; Cypriniformes; Danionidae.
AGGAGAUAAGCAAGCAAACAGGCGGCUAGUUCACUCCAUGAUCUGAGAAUCUCCUGAUACUGAUAAACGACAUCUUCAAUACUACACUUGCAGAUGGAGAACUCCUCUGAGCCUUCUCGUUGGGUGUCCCCCGGUCUGCUCAGUCCAGACCCAUUGGUAAACUACACAACAGACUCUGGUUUACUGCCACCCGUUGAUGUAGAUGAACCUUUCUACUCCAGCUCUGAGACUGACCUACUGCCAUCGUAUUAUUCCACCAGCGUCCAGAGCCGAGCCUCGUCAUCCUAUAGACACAGUCCAGUUCGCCAAGUUUACUCAUCUCAGUCAAUUCUGGGAAACAUCCAAUGGCUAGACAACUCUGCAGGUCACUCUCUAAACUCUCCCUACAACCCCACAUCCACGGUCUGGUCCAGUAGCCCUUUCGCAAAAACACCUCUCCACUCUCACACCUCCACGUCCAUCUACCAGAACACUGCCACUCCAUCUUUCACCUCCCCCAAAGAGGGCUUCCCUUCCCCGAGUCGUGAUGGGAAAGACAGUCCCAGGCUCCAGGAAGUCCUGAAAGCCGAGCGCUUGAGUCCCAUGAGUGGAAGUGGAAGCAGCUUUCUCAAUCUGAGUUCAGCCACUGGAGGAGUUUACGGCCCUUCUCCACACAUGCUGAGUCCAUAUGGAUCCUACAUGAGCACAUCUCAAGACUACAGUUCAGCAGCGCUCUAUUCAACUGGGGGACCCUGGAUGAGCCCUUCAUCGUACUCACCCAAACUGCGCAACAAGAUGAGACUUUCGCCACCUGAGGCUCGUGAAUGUGUGAAUUGUGGUGCCACCGCCACCCCUCUGUGGCGUCGAGAUGGGACAGGCCACUACCUCUGUAAUGCUUGUGGACUGUACCAUAAGAUGAACGGCCAGAACAGACCCCUCAUCAGACCAAAAAAGAGGCUGAUUGUCAGCAAACGUGCUGGAACGCAGUGCGCCAACUGCCACACUAGUACUACAACACUAUGGAGACGCAAUGCCAGCGGCGAGCCUGUGUGCAACGCCUGCGGCCUUUAUUUUAAACUACACAAUGUCAACAGGCCUUUGACAAUGAAGAAGGAUGGCAUACAAACUCGAAACCGCAAGGUUUCAAACAGAAACAAGAAGGGCAAAAAGAAUGCAGCUUCAGAAGUUUAUCCUGACAUGUCUCACAUGGCACCUCCAGAUGAGCAUGUAGGAGCGUAUUCUCUGAACCCAGGACCCCUUCUGUCCUACAGUCACCCGGCUCAUCUACUGCCAACUUCCACCUUACACUCCUCUACCACUUUGCCCUACACCCAUCACCCAAACUCUGGCAUGAUGCCCACACUAGUGUGAAGGAAACAUCCACGGGACCAUAACGAAGCUUGUAAAUUAUGUUGUACACACUUUUUGUUUCCCUCAAUAAAUGCAUCCCGUCCUAUUUUUAUUGAAAGAGAUGCAUUAAAGCUGCUCCAUAUCUGCUGCAGUCAAACAGCUUGUCAGUGAUAUUUGAACCUGUUGUGUAGUUGAAUAGAAAAACAUGGCUGAAACUGUGAGCUAUAUCAUUUAAAUGUAAAUAUUGAUGAUUGUAUGGCUUAUUGUAUGUGCUUUAAUCAGACUAUUACGACUUCUUUUGAGACGUUCAAUAAAUGUCUUGUACUUAAAGA